Molecule: messenger RNA, 1026 nt
Organism: Pantherophis guttatus
Lineage: Eukaryota; Metazoa; Chordata; Lepidosauria; Squamata; Colubridae
Gene: GLIPR1
Product: GLI pathogenesis related 1
Cellular component (GO): extracellular region
Source: RefSeq, a predicted model, not a curated record
GUGUAAGAAAAGGAGCAAUUCAGUGGGUGAAAAUGACUCAUCACUAGGCUCUACUUUCAGCUCGAAGGUAUUUGUUCAAUUCAUUUCCGGGUGCCAACAGGAACCAAGAAAGAUGAAAUAAAGCCAAGCAGAAGUUGUCAAACGGAAUAGCCUAAAGGACUUGCCUGUAACUUUUGUUUAAAAUAUUUUGGCUCAUUGUGUAGCAGUCCAGAAUGAUAGAAAAAAGCCUGAUCUUUGGUGUUUUAUUGUUCCUGAAACUGCAAGUGUGCUGUUGUUUUUAUACCCAACAUACCUUACCGGAUAUUGAAAAUGCACACUUUAUUGAAGAAUGUGUCAGAGUGCAUAAUAGAUUCCGAUCAAGUGUGGACCCACCAGCUAGCAACAUGAAACGAAUGAGCUGGGACCAUGAUCUUGCAAAGACUGCUUUUGGCUGGGCAAAUAUGUGCCAAUUUAAUCAUAAUCCUGAUCUCAAGUCACCAGGGAAGGCCCACCCAAACUUCACAAUAGUUGGAGAAAAUAUUUGGACUGGAACCAUUUGGGUUUUUAAUGUGACUUCAGCCCUCACUUCUUGGUACAAUGAAGUCAAAGAUUACAAUUAUGCUACUCGAAGUUGUAAACAUGUAUGUGGGCACUAUACUCAGAUGGUUUGGGCAGAAACCUACAAAGUUGGCUGUGCUGUUCAUUUUUGUCCUAUAGUUCAAGGCUUUCAUGGAUCUAAUGCUGCACACUUCAUUUGUGACUAUGGACCUGGUGGGAAUUAUCCAAGAUGGCCAUAUAAAUCAGGAGUAACGUGCAGUGAAUGUUACAAAGAGCCUUGCAUAGACAGACUUUGUGGUGAAGUAUGGGUGAAGCCAUAUUGUGAUACCUACUGCAUCGUUGUUCUAGUCCUGAGAACAUCUUCAUUUUUAAUAACUUUUGUAACUGUCUUUUUUCUGAAGCAACAUUAUCCCAGACUGUAUAUGUAUAAAUAAAUUGGAACAAAAAAUAAGCACUUUUGUAAGGUAUUAAACAAUGAAUUGAUAAGAA